AUGCGCCCUCGAAGAACUCUCCUGCUCGUGGUGGCUGCGGGCUUGUCAUUCGGCUGGAACCAUGCCACCGAGUCGGGAUUUAGAAAAGCGUUGCGAUCGAACGACUACACUUUAGCAGCGUUUAUCUUCCCUACCCAGGACGCAAGCAAAACCCUCGAAAAUCAAUGGGCCUCGAUCCAAGAAGCGGAGGGGGACAGAAAUGUGGCCAGCCUUGACUGCGCCGAGGUGCCGAAGCUCUGCGAGGAGCUCGACGUUGCCUCAUACCCAGCGAUCCGGCUGUUCCGCCACCAAGGCGACACGAUGGAGCGAUACAGAGGGCCUCGGAAAGCGAGACCGAUCAUCGCAUAUCUCCGACGGGCGCUUCGUCCCACCAUGUCCACGGUGGAUAGCAAGAACAUCACUUUGUUCCGCUCCAUCGACGACGUCGUCUUCGUCGCGCAUCUGCUGCCCCGUGACACGAACCUCCACGACCGCUUCGAGGCCCUCGCGGGGCAAUACCACGACCGGUCCUCGUUCGCGGUAGCGAGCGACGCGCAGGACCAGUCGGAGAUCACCUGCUACAACAACCUUGACGAGGUGCAGAUGUCGACGGCCGAGCUGAGUGCAGUCGAGUCGCUCGAGAACUUCGUCAGGCUCUGCUCAGCGCCGUUGAUCCCGGAGCUGACUAGGCGGAACGAACUGCAAUAUCUGUCGUCAAGCAAGAGCUUGGUUCGGUACUUCGCCUCGAGCGACAAGGAAAGAGACCACUUCGCGAGGGAGAUGCGGCCGCUUGCAAAGAAAUACCACGAGUACCUGCUCUUCGCUACCAUCGACACCAACGAGUAUCCCGAGACUCUGGCGGUCUUUGGCCACCAGCCAGGGUCGACAAGGGUAUUGUCGGUGCAAAACCCGAGCAACGGCCAUAUCUUCCCCUACAGUGGAGCCAAGCAGAUAUCGCCCGAGGUGGUGGAAGCUUUCCUGGUCGAUAUCACCAAUGGCAAGGUGACGUCAUGGUCAGGACAACUGCCCCAUGGAUGGAAGGAGGAAGGGGCGGAUGAGGGGAUGAAGCAUGAGGAACUAUGA
Messenger RNA from Phialemonium atrogriseum, 1062 nucleotides. RefSeq lists its product as uncharacterized. The transcript is spliced from 6 exons. Gene Ontology annotation, cellular component: endoplasmic reticulum. The record is from RefSeq and is a predicted model, not a curated record. Bases 1 to 1062 code for a protein of 353 amino acids. NCBI's taxonomy places the organism in Eukaryota, Fungi, Ascomycota, Sordariomycetes, Cephalothecales, Cephalothecaceae. Gene Ontology annotation, molecular function: protein disulfide isomerase activity. Gene Ontology annotation, biological process: response to endoplasmic reticulum stress; protein folding.